Molecule: messenger RNA, 555 nt
Organism: Cuscuta campestris
Lineage: Eukaryota; Viridiplantae; Streptophyta; Magnoliopsida; Solanales; Convolvulaceae
Source: the annotation of a GenBank genome assembly
AGAAGAAAAAUGGCAUCUCUAAUCACAAAGGAGAUCAGAGAGAGUGCGACGGAGUUCUACGAAGGGGACGAAAAGUGCCAAGAGAAAGCGAAGUUUCUGCUGACCGAAAUGAAGUUUCCCAACGGGCUGCUGCCCAUAAAGGACAUGGAGGAGUGCGGGUACGUGAAGGAGACCGGGUUCGUGUGGCUCAAGUCCAAGAAGCCGACCGAACACAAGUUCGAGCAGAUCGGGCGGUCGGUCCAGUACGCGACCGAGGUCACGGCGGUCAUCGAACCGGGCAGGAUCAAGAAGCUGACCGGGGUCAAGGCGAUGGAGCUCAUGUUAUGGCUGACAGUGAAUGAGAUCUCCCUCGACGAUCCCCCCACUGGGAAUAUCCACUUCAGGAGCACCACCGGCUUGUCCCGCACUUUUCCUACCUCCGCCUUUGAGCUGGUGGAGGAGAAUCUCCAGAACAAGGAGGAGGCAGAAGUGUAACUUCAUCUGAUCAUGUUAUAAUUACUACUACAAUUAAUACUUUAUUUUUCUUAUAAGUUGGAAUAAUAUACAUACAUUGAU